This is a messenger RNA of Pseudogymnoascus destructans, 1068 nucleotides long. RefSeq lists its product as uncharacterized. Bases 408 to 881 code for a protein of 157 amino acids. The transcript has a single exon. The record is from RefSeq and is a predicted model, not a curated record. NCBI's taxonomy places the organism in Eukaryota, Fungi, Ascomycota, Leotiomycetes, Thelebolales, Thelebolaceae.
CCUCCCCCGUCGCGCCUUAUGUGUGUCAGGCACGGGAUCUCUAUUUUUUUUUUUUUUUUUUUUUUUGAUUCCACUACUCUGCCCUACAUCGAGGAGGUGGGGGUGCAUGAUCUUGGCUCUCCCUUGGCUCUCUGCCCGAGGAUAGCAAUAAUGGGAAGAGGGAGGGGGAAAUUAGGGUGCCCCUUACUUGACUUUGCGCGGGUAAGCGUGCUGUGGUGUGUGCUUGUACCUUACCUUAUCUUGAUUUCGCCUUGCAUGCCGCUGCUCUGCUACUGUAUGUACGGCGUAUAGUACAGAGCUGCUGCUGUAGCUUCCCUGGGAGCUGGCGCUGGCGCGGAUCGGUUUAGAUCGCGGUCUACACUGCGGCGCUGUUUUGCGACGGCGAAGGUUAAUACGCGCGCUGCGCUAUGUUGGGCCAAGGGGCCAUAAUACUCCCCACAAUACUACGAAAAGUACGCGCACGCACAGUCCGCAGCACCAACGCGGGCCAUACGCAGCUCCCCUCCCCCAUCCCUAGCCCAUCCAUUCCCGGCCGGCACCUCCAUCGCCCAUCCACUCCGUACCAAAGAAAGCAAACCCCGAGAGAGCCCACAGCAUUGAGCACCAGCAAGGGAAAAAAACCAAUACAGGCACAGCCACGCACAGAGCCGGAGCGGAGAUACCGCAGCGGCACCGGCAGCACCGGCAGCACCGGCAGCACGUUCCUCCCCCCCGACGCCACCCCUGCACGGCCGGCACGGCACCGGAUCAGCUGCGCAAGGGUAGAGGACCAGCAGAGGAAUAGCGAGGACCAGCGAGGACCAGCGAGGACCAGCGAGGACCAGCAGAGGACCAGCAGAGGACUAGCGAGGGCGGCGCUGCAAGAUGGGAGGCGAUCAUAGAUAUGAAGGAGAUCGCAGUGUAUAGCUUAUCCUAUCGCGGGAGAGUUGCAUACUAAACAGUCGCAGGCCAGCUCGAGUCUGGCAAGGGCGGGUAUCUGGAUUUGGACGUCGUUGUCUAAAUGGGGAUUGACUCUGGGUAUGUCCACCCCCCCCGUCUAGCUGGCGGCGAUCGAUCGGGCGGUGGUGG